AUGGUUCUUGUCAGCUCUACCACCAGCAUCCUCUCCCUGUUGCUCCUGCUCCUGAAGCUCUUUCACCAGGGACUCCAAGCUCCAACCAAUGGCCCUUUAACCAGCAUGUGGAAUUGCAACUCUAUUGCCAUGGAGAUUAGGGACAAGCUCUCAGGACCUGAACUCACUGAUAUGGAAGACAAAAGCAAUCUGGUGAAAGAGACCUAUCGGAGAGCAAACUUGCUUCAAUUCCUAAAAAGCCAAAAGAAAUAUCCUCAGGUCGAAGCCAGCAUCAAGUCCAAUCUUCAGAUACUUAAGUGUUGUCUGCCUGCAUCUGCGAAUGACUCUAGGCUGUCACCCGUCGGCCAUGAUAAUCCGGAUGACUUUCAGAAGAAACUGAGAUUCUUUGUGAGCCAACUUAAAGAUCUGCAACCAGUGCCAAAGUCUAGACCAUCUCAGCCCACGUCUGACUCCAUCACUUCUCACCCUGAGACUCUGGAAUGUUAA
This is a messenger RNA of Arvicanthis niloticus (Nile rat), 486 nucleotides long. Its product is annotated as interleukin-3-like. NCBI's taxonomy places the organism in Eukaryota, Metazoa, Chordata, Mammalia, Rodentia, Muridae. Gene Ontology annotation, cellular component: extracellular region. Gene Ontology annotation, biological process: immune response. Gene Ontology annotation, molecular function: growth factor activity; interleukin-3 receptor binding. The record is from RefSeq and is a predicted model, not a curated record.